This is a messenger RNA of Colletotrichum spaethianum, 1986 nucleotides long. Its product is annotated as mannan endo-1,6-alpha-mannosidase DCW1. The record is from RefSeq and is a predicted model, not a curated record. NCBI's taxonomy places the organism in Eukaryota, Fungi, Ascomycota, Sordariomycetes, Glomerellales, Glomerellaceae. Bases 1 to 1986 code for a protein of 661 amino acids. Gene Ontology annotation, biological process: carbohydrate metabolic process. The transcript is spliced from 2 exons.
AUGGCCCGAACAUCUUUCCAUUUUCCCGAGGCAUGCCUCUUGGUGCUAGCUCUUGCUUCUUGCGCUACAUCCCUCGUCGCGACGACUCCUCCGAAUGCGCCCAAGACCUUCUGCCCUAUCUUCUACCCCGAAGCCCAGCCGCCGACCGAUUGCGAACCGAAGCAGCCCACGACCUUUCUUGCAGCCCCGCGAGCUGCGAGGAAGUCUUCUGCUGAUAUAACCAAGACGAAAGAUGAACCACUUGAGGCUGCUUUUGAGGCCUUGACGGUUAUGCAACAUGAUUUCUUUAUACCGGAUCAGGGAACCUGGCCCGAAGCCAUUGACUGGACUGCCGCCGUCAUGGAGACAAUGCUCUCUGGUACUUUGACUUCGCUUUCGCAGGCCUUGGCUGUGCUUGAUAUUGGGGGCCACAGUGACAAGGGCGCCAAGAGGAACCUGAUCGAUACAUUCUUCACACAACUUGUGGCCUCCUACUUCGGCCAGGACGACGUCGCAAUCCGGCACCAGGCAUUCGACGACAUUCUCUGGGUUGUCCUCGGCUGGAUUGAUGCCCUCAAGUUUAUCGACAUCCAUUCUGAACUAUUCUACCCUCGGGAGGGUCUCAAUGAGAGCGCAACCCCGGGCCUUGGAGACGCAUUGGCUAAUGGUCCCUGGCAUGGCCAAUACUGGAUCCCCUCAUUUGCUCACCGCGCACGCAUCUUUUGGGACCUCGGAUCAAAGGGAUGGGAUACGCGCCUCUGCGGCGGUGGCAUGAACUGGAACCCAAGACUGGAACCGUACAAGAACGCCAUCACCAACGAGCUAUGGAUCGCGGCCUCGAUCUCGAUGUAUCUUUGGUUCCCAGGUGACAACAACACCACACCAUGGAUCAACAGCGCAAGUGGCGUUAAAGCCACUCGAGAGCCCAAGUACCUUGCCGCUGCCAUUGAAGGUUAUAAAUGGAUAACCGAGGUCAACAUGACCAACAACGCUGGCCUCUACGUUGAUGGAUUUCAUGUGGACAGGUCCAAGCAGGACAACACCAAGUGCGAUCUUCGCAGUGAAGCCGUCUUUACCUACAAUCAGGGUGUUCUGCUUACCGGCCAGCGUGGUCUCUUUACCGCAACGGGCAGCGCAUCGUAUUUGGAAGACGGACACAAGCUAAUCCAGGCGGUUAUCAAGGCUUCGGGUUGGGACUUGAAGCUUGACCAGCCAGUCGACGACCUAUCGGACCUCCCUCCUGGUUACUUGCCUCCCUGGAGAGGACUGGGCCGUGGCGGCAUCUUAGAGGAGUCAUGCGACGCCAGCGCAACUUGCUCGCAGGAUGGACAGACUUUCAAGGGUAUUUUCUUCCACCACUUCGUUACGUUCUGCCAACCCAUUGAUCCGGCCAUUGUUGAGCCUGGCAUGACUGUCAAUGCUCAGGCGUACGACCAGAUUAAGACAGCCCACGCAUCGGCCUGUCAAGCCUACCUGAGCUGGGUACAGCACAACGCCCAAUCGGCUUUGUUGACCAGAGAUCGAGAGGGCCGAUUUGGCACUUGGUGGGGAGCGGGCGUAUUCCAGAAUGCGUUACCGACGUUGGAGACGGACGGCAUUCCCCACAACGCGCCAAAUGUGACCGACUACCGCAACUACGGUCUCCCGCACGACGGCAUAUGGGCCAACGGCAACCCGGACACGGUGUGGGCUCCGAACGGCGAAGCACGCAAGAACCGAACAAGGAGUUACGUGUUGGUUGGUGGUCAGGAGCAAUCCGGACAACAGGUUCUUGGCGGCUUAAGUACACAGGGACCACGCGAAGAGGACGGCGACGGAGACGGCUUCGAACGGCGAGCGCAGACGGCGCCGACGGCAGCGAGCGGCGAUCCGAACGACCGUGGACGGGGUAGGACCCCGGAGACGCAGAACGGCGGCAUGGCCUUGAUGCGGGCUUGGUGGGAGCUUGUAGUGGCCUCCAACGGAACGUACGCGCAGCAGCUACAGCAGCCCGCGAGGCGAAGAUGA